AUGACGGAAGCGGUGGAGCAAGGGAAAUACAAACACUUGGUAUUCAACUACAAUGGAGUAGUGGAAGACCGAUGGAAAUUACCAGAAGAGGGGACAGUGAGACUAGACACGGAUGGCUCGGUCAACAAUCAAGGAAGAGCAGCUGGAGGAGGAGUUGUUCGAGACCACCAAGGCUACUGGAAAGUUGGCUUCCAGAGAAAACUUGGAUACAUGCCGUCUACAGCAGCAGAACUAACAUCUUUGCUGACCGGUUUAAGAUUGUGCAAGCAAUACAAAUACCAGAGAGUGGUAGCUUAUACGGAUUCUACGGAGACUAUCCAACUGUUAAUGCAGGAUGGCGGACCCCAGCACCCUUAUUGGGCAGAAAUAGAAGAGAUUAGGGAGCUGAUAUAUUCAGACUGGGACGUAAAGAUAAGACAUGCACCCAGGGAAACAAUCAGAUGUGCCGACUUCUUGGCACGAAUGGCCCACAAUUUGAUGGAGGAAUAUUGUGUAUGGACAAAUCCGCCUACUGGUUGUUUGAACCAACUAGGAUUAGAUUCCGCGCAGCCAAAUAUGGUUAUGGCGGACCGCAGUAGUUAG
Molecule: messenger RNA, 582 nt
Organism: Neltuma alba
Lineage: Eukaryota; Viridiplantae; Streptophyta; Magnoliopsida; Fabales; Fabaceae
Exons: 1
Coding region: 1-582 (193 amino acids)
Molecular function (GO): RNA-DNA hybrid ribonuclease activity; nucleic acid binding
Source: RefSeq, a predicted model, not a curated record